Messenger RNA from Rhododendron vialii, 1812 nucleotides. RefSeq lists its product as uncharacterized. The record is from RefSeq and is a predicted model, not a curated record. The transcript is spliced from 5 exons. The coding region runs from base 108 to 1538 and encodes 476 amino acids. NCBI's taxonomy places the organism in Eukaryota, Viridiplantae, Streptophyta, Magnoliopsida, Ericales, Ericaceae.
UCCAAAAGUAGCCAAAAGAAUAAAACCUUGUUUUCUCAGAAACAAUCAGUAUAGAUUUGAGAGCUUGCAUCUGUUCUUGGCGCCAUGUGAGGAAGUCCGAUGAGAACAUGGUUUUUUGCUUUCCACAAAUGCCCCAAGCACUUACUAAUAGUGCCUGCCCCAUCCUUUGCCCCUUCCCAACCGCCGCAACACAACGGCUCCGACGAAAUAAUGCAAGAUGCCAACGGCCUUCCCCGGCUUCCACAGGACACACGCCACUAGGCGGCGCCGGAAAUUCACAGGCUUCCCAAAAUUGCUGCAUCAUUCCAUUCACCCGAAAUCGCUGCGCCAUUCCAUUCUCCUCAUCCGCGGAAUGGAACUCCGGCAGCCAACGAAAAAGGUUGACAAGACGAGCCCAUCUACGUACUCCGUUUCCCGGCAAAGUGGUUCUACGCAGAGAAAUCCAACCGCCAAAAGCGUACCUGUCUGACUCUUCCCUCCGCCAUCAAUCUGCCCAACAUAAGCCCGAGACAGGAAUGUUUGUAACUGCAAUUAUUGUGUUGGCUGUGAGUGUUCUGGUCGUGCGGGCUUAUCAGAAAAUACAGCCUCCCCCUCCAAAGAUAUGUGGAUCCCCAAACGGUCCUCCUGUUACUUCCCCAAGAAUCAAGCUUAGCGAUGGAAGGUAUCUGGCAUAUAGAGAGAGGGGAGUCCCCAAGGAAAACUCCAAGUAUAAGAUAAUUCUCGUUCAUGGGUUCGACAACUCAAAAGACAUGAUUUUAGUGGCUUCCCAGGAACUAAUUGAAGAGUUGGGGAUAUACUUUCUUUCGUUCGAUAGAGCAGGGUAUGGAGAAAGCGAUCCAAAUCCGAAGCGAUCGGUUAAGAGUGAAGCAUUUGACAUACAAGAACUUGCUGACCAGUUACAGUUGGGAGAUACUUUCUAUGUACUUGGAUUCUCCAUGGGAGGUUAUCCCAUUUGGGGUUGUCUCAAAUACAUACCCCACAGGCUUGCAGGUGCUGCUCUAGUUGCUCCAGUUGUCAAUUACUGGUGGCCUUCCUUUCCUUCCAACCUGUCGAGGGAGGUCUUUAAGAAACAAUUUUUGAGAGACCAAUGGAGUCUUCGGGUAGCACACAACAUCCCGCAACUACUCUACUGGUGGCUGACACAGAAAUGGUUCCCUUCCUCAUCCCUGAUUGAGGACAACCCUGAAAUUUCAAGCACGAAUGACAAAGCUAUCAUCGAGAAGAUGUCAGAAAUUCCCACGCCACAUCAGAGCAAGGUUCGACAGCAGGGGCUUUUCGAAUCUCUCCACAGAGACGUAAUGGUGGGCUUUGGAACAUGGGAGUUUGAUCCAAUGCAUCUGACGAAUCCACUUCCGCAAACCAGUAGCUCUGUCCACAUCUGGCAAGGUUAUGAAGAUCGGAUCGUGCCGGCCCAGCUACAAAGAUAUGUUUCCUCUAGGCUUCCCUGGAUUCAGUACCAUGAGGUUCCGGAUGGUGGACAUUUAAUCUUGUAUGACAAUGGUAUAUUCGACUCCAUAUUAAGAGCACUUCUGCACUAAAAAAUGAAAAAUCAUUGUAUAGAUUUCUCUAGCCCGGAGGAUAUACUAGGAUCAAUCGAGCAGCCUUUGUUUACUUGUACUUUAUUAGUACAACAAGAUCGUUCAAAUGCGCUGAAUAUGCUUUGCAAGGUGCAACGUAAUUUGUAGUAUGUAAGCUUUGAAUUUCUAUGUUCAAGCUGUUGAUAAGCUUGAAUUUGUAGUAACCCGAAUUUGCCUUGUUUAGAAGUCAAGGUGUUUGUUUAAAUAAAUGUUGGAAUCGCUUAUUAUCGAAUAA